CAUUCGCGCCUCUCUUUCACCCUCACGCAUUAGCGCCUCAAUUUGGCGCUCUCUAUUUCGCGCUUCUUUCAUCACCUACACACUCACGCAUUCCAAAAAAUUCUUUAUCAGAGGAGACGAACUGAUUGGGAUGAGUUCAACAAAUUCUAAUCGUAGAAGAAAACAACCAGAACAGCCAUCACACAAUUGGACCCCUCGUGAAUAUGUGGCUCUAGUUGAGGCGCUAACAGAGAUAUGUGUUGGUGGAUAUUGGAAGGUUGACAAUGGCUUCAGGUCUGGGUACUUGGGUAAACUUGAACAGAUUAUAGUGCAAAAGCUACCAAACUGUGGGCUUAAGGCAAACCCCCACAUUGAGUCUCGUUUGAAGACAUUGAAGAAACAAACACUUGCCAUCUACGACAUGCUUUCUACCUCAAGUGGGUUCUCAUGGAACCAUGAAGAAAAAAUGGUGGUGUGUGAAAAACAAGUGUUUGAUGAUUGGGUUAAGGUUCAUAAGGAUGAAAAAGGACUGAGAAUGAAACCAUUCAUUCAUUAUGAUAGCUUGAUAGAAGCCUUUGGCAGAGACCGUGCAAAUGGAUUAGGAGCUGAAGGACCAGCUGAAGCAGAUGAAGAUCUCAAUAAUGAGAAUAACUAUGCUGACAUUGAAGAAAAUGGUUUGGAUGAAAUCACAAUUCCUUCAUCUGUUACCCGUAAUUCUGCAAACCCACCUUCUGCUCGAACUAGGAAACGAGCACGAGAUGCUUAUUCUCAAUGUUUGGGAGACAUGGCUAGCACAUUACGCUCCUUUGUGGACGUGACCAAUGCACACUUGGAGACAAUGCAGGGAGUACUCAUGAAUGAGCAUGUAACAUCUGAAAGAAGAGGUAAGCUUGUUGACGAGCUUAUGAAAAUCGAAGGCAUAAAUGACUAUGAUGUUAUAGAAGCUGCAGCUGCAAUUAUUGGUGAUGACUCCAAAAUUGAACUCUUGUUCAAUUUUCCAGACAACGUAAAAAGUCAAUAGAUUCAUAAACUUCUUGGCCGUUAGAUAUAUAGAUGCUAGCUGGAGAUUAAUGUUGGCUUCAGUUUUCUUUUAUUUUGCUUCUAGGACAGCAUGAUGACUCAAGUAAUGGUCUAGAUAUUUUGAACUUUUAUUAAAGACUAUGAUAUAUUUUGAACUUCUGACCAAUGUAAGGCUAUUAUCUAUUUUGAACUGCUCUUCAUUCUUUAGGAAGAGAUAUGUUGCAGUAACAGAUGAUUAUAAUGUAAACAAGACUGUGACUAGUAAACUGCUCCAGAAACUUGA
This is a messenger RNA of Rosa rugosa (rugosa rose), 1282 nucleotides long. RefSeq lists its product as uncharacterized. The transcript is spliced from 3 exons. NCBI's taxonomy places the organism in Eukaryota, Viridiplantae, Streptophyta, Magnoliopsida, Rosales, Rosaceae. Bases 131 to 1000 code for a protein of 289 amino acids. The record is from RefSeq and is a predicted model, not a curated record.